AUGAAGGAUAUAUGGGUCACAGUUUGCUUGGUAUUAGGGCUGUCUUUCACUGCCCAUCUACAGGCCCGACAGCAGGACAAUGUGUGCCUAAAACUGUGCAAAUGUGAAAUCAGAGCCUGGUUCUCUCCUGUCUCCAUUUAUAUGGAGGCUCCAACUGUGGACUGCAGUGCCCUGGGACUGCUAUUUCUGCCGGAGAGACUUCCUGAAGACACACAGGUAUUCCUAUUUCAAGCCAAUAGCAUUGCCCAGAUUGAAAGGCCUUUGGACUACUUGGUGAAUUUAACUGAGAUAGACCUCUCUCAGAAUAACCUAUCCACUAUGAGUGACAUUCACUUAGGCCACCUUCCACAACUGCUCUCCUUGCACCUGGAAGAAAACUGGAUUCAAACCCUGCAGGAUAAUUGCCUUGAGCACCUUCAAAAUCUCCAGGAGUUCUAUGUCAACCACAACCUUCUCUCCUUUAUCGGUCCUGGGGCUUUCCAAGGACUCAGACGGCUACUCAGGCUCCAUCUGAACUCGAACCAUCUGAAAGUGAUAAGGAAGGAGUGGUUUGAAGCUCUACCCAAGCUGGAGAUAUUGAUGAUAGGGGAAAAUCCAAUUGCCCAAAUCCAAGACAUGAACUUCAGUCCCCUUGGCAAUCUCCGCAGUCUGGUGCUGGCCAGGAUGAACCUCUCAGAACUGCCUGACAAUGCCCUCACUGGCCUGGACAACUUGGAAAGCAUCUCAUUUUAUGACAAUAUUUUUUCCAAAGUGCCAAAGGCUGCUCUGAGAAAGAUCAAGAGCCUAAAGUUUCUGGAUCUCAACAAGAAUCCCAUUGAGAGGAUUCAAAAGGGUGAUUUUGUAGAUAUGGUUAAGCUUAAAGAGUUGGGCAUCAACAGCAUGCCCAAACUGGUUUCAAUUGACAGCUUUGCCUUGUGCAACUUGCCUGAGCUGACCAAAAUAGAGGUGACCAAUAACCCCAGACUGUCCUACAUCCAUCCAAAUGCUUUCUAUAAGCUACCAAAGCUUGAGACACUGAUGCUCAACAGUAACGCCCUCAGAGCUCUGCACCAUGUCACCGUGGAAUCCCUCCCCAAUCUACGGGAAGUGAGCAUGCAUUCCAAUCCAAUCCGCUGCGACUGUGUGGUCCGCUGGAUAAAUAUGAACAAAACAAAUGUCCGCUUCAUGGAGCCUGAGGCCCUGUUCUGUGAGGGGCCACCAGAGUUCAAGGGUCAGCAUGUUAGACAGGUACACUUCCGGGACAUGAUGGAGAUUUGCCUACCACUCAUAACACCAGAGAGUUUCCCAGAUCAUGUCACCGUGGGCAGUGGGCAUACAGUGUCAUUGCACUGUAGGGCCAUGGCAGAGCCUCAACCAGAGAUCUACUGGGUCACACCAUCAGGGGACAAAAUCCCACCCAAGAUGGCAUCCAAGAAAUACCACCUGCAUCCUGAGGGAACAUUUGAAAUCUAUGAUGUCACAGAGCAAGAGGCAGGCCACUAUAUCUGUGUUGCUCACAAUCUCAUUGGGGCAGACAUGAAAUCUGUCAUGGUGGAAGUGAAUGGGUACUCUCCAGAACCUUCCAAUUCAUCCCUGAAUAUUCAAAUCAAAGCAGUGCAGCCAGAUUCCAUCAGGAUUUCUUGGGGGCCUCCAGCUGGUAUUCUUGUGUCCAAUAUAAAAUGGUCCACUAAAUCUAAAACAAAAAAUCCAGCCUUACAAUUUACAGCACGCGUGCCAUCUGAUGUACAGGUCUUCAGUGUCUCACACCUGCUUCCCUUGACGCAGUAUGAGGUUUGUGUGGAGUUUUCAGGCAUGAGGCAAGGACACAUGAGAAACUGUGUGACUGUCAGCACUGUGGCACAGUCGCUUACCUUGGAAAAGAGUGACAUAUGGGACGCCACAAUGAUCAGUAUCACUUGUCUUGUUCUGAUUAUGGCCACUGUGACCUGUUCACUCAUUUACAUGUCUCUUAGGAGCAAGCACCUCCACAGAGAAGUAAAUAAUCGAAACCCAGGAAUGCCACAGGGUCCUUGUACCUGCCCCUCCUGCCAGUCACCAGAAUUCUGGGGGUCUACAGUCAAAAUAAAUGCCACAGUGAAAGACUUUCCUUACAACUCUAACAACUCUGUUUAA
Messenger RNA from Chanos chanos (milkfish), 2112 nucleotides. It is a transcript of the gene lrrn3a, whose product is annotated as leucine rich repeat neuronal 3a. Gene Ontology annotation, cellular component: plasma membrane. Gene Ontology annotation, molecular function: protein binding. The transcript has a single exon. Bases 1 to 2112 code for a protein of 703 amino acids. Lineage: Eukaryota; Metazoa; Chordata; Actinopteri; Gonorynchiformes; Chanidae. The record is from RefSeq and is a predicted model, not a curated record.